GCACGACGACCGGUAACUUCACCAUGUCCUCAAAGCCACUGUACACGAAUUCCUACAGCGAGCCUGCCCCGGAGGACCUCAGCAACUGCUAUGGUCCCGACCCGUAUGACCUCAACUUCAUAUGGCCCAUCGACUUCUCACUCCUCGAAUCUGAACGUGUGAAGCUCGUCCCGUUCAUCCCUCGUCUUCAUGCACAAAUCUACGUCGACCACGCAGCCUCUUCUCCGGAUAUGAGUCGGUGGCUGCCUUUCGAUCUUUCUAAACUCGAAGACGUGCUGUCGUUCGUCGAGUCCUUCAUACGCAGAAGUCCGAGCUGCAUCGCGUUUGCAGUGAUGGACAAGGGGAGCGAUGGGAAGGAUGUGGAGGGGAAGAUGGCGGGUGUGAUCGCGUUGAUUAAGAGCGACAAGAAUUUGGUGACGGAGUUGGGAUGGGUAGUGACGUUCCCCGAGUAUCAACGCACUUAUGUGACGGGCAACGCGAUCGGAAUCCUGCUGAGAUUCUGCCUCGAACUUCCGUCAAAGACGAAAGGCGCGCUGGGACUUCGGAGAGUGCAGUGGACAGCAAAUCCACUGAACCUCAAGAGUAUAGCCGCCGCAAAAAGGAUGGGUAUGAAGGAGGAAGGGACGCACAGAUGGGUAUUCGUGUUGGCGGAGGGUAAAGAAGGCCAUGCGACGAGAGAGGGAGACCCGAAGCAGAGUCGGCUUGGUCGAGGAAGCACGAUGUUAGCAAUGUGUUGCGAUGACUGGGAGAAUGGAGGAAGGGAGUUCGUACAGAAGAUGAUCGACCUCAGGCGGUGA
Stereum hirsutum FP-91666 SS1 is the source of this 797-nucleotide messenger RNA. RefSeq lists its product as uncharacterized. Gene Ontology annotation, molecular function: protein-N-terminal-alanine acetyltransferase activity; protein N-terminal-serine acetyltransferase activity. The transcript has 2 exons. The record is from RefSeq and is a predicted model, not a curated record. NCBI's taxonomy places the organism in Eukaryota, Fungi, Basidiomycota, Agaricomycetes, Russulales, Stereaceae. Bases 24 to 797 code for a protein of 257 amino acids.